This is a messenger RNA of Osmerus eperlanus (European smelt), 2979 nucleotides long. Its product is annotated as gamma-aminobutyric acid receptor subunit rho-2-like. Gene Ontology annotation, biological process: signal transduction; chloride transmembrane transport; nervous system process. The coding region runs from base 269 to 1678 and encodes 469 amino acids. Lineage: Eukaryota; Metazoa; Chordata; Actinopteri; Osmeriformes; Osmeridae. The record is from RefSeq and is a predicted model, not a curated record. Gene Ontology annotation, molecular function: GABA-A receptor activity; chloride channel activity; extracellular ligand-gated monoatomic ion channel activity. Gene Ontology annotation, cellular component: neuron projection; plasma membrane; synapse. The transcript is spliced from 9 exons.
GCGGUCACACUAAUCUGGAGCUGCGCGGAGCCGUGGUCCAGAGCGUAAAAACCUCUGGAGCCAGUAGACCAAUCGGCCGGCGAGACAAACCGCUCUGCCGCGUUAUCAGUCAUUGGUCUCUAAUCAGCCGACUCAGUUCAUCAUUACAAUGCUCGCCGUCAAAGACGUUGUGCUUCUUGCUAAAAGAUGGUACAAUGCUCAAAUCGUUGCGGACGUGGACUAAAGGAGCUUCUCCACUCAUCAAAGGACUUUAAAGUUUGAACACAUAAUGCCAUAUUAUACAAGGUUCUUGUUUGUACUCUUCUGCUUGAUCCUUGUCGGAGAGUGCCGGAAACAUAAAAGUAGGAAAAGGCGGUGGUCUGGAACUGUGGAAUCUCAAAAACAUGGCACUCCCCUCAAAAAGUUGGUCGAUGGAACUAAAACUCGUAAGGUGAAGACAGACCACCUGCUACGUGUGGAUGAUCAUGAUUUCACCAUGAGACCAGCAUUUGCAGGCCCGGCUGUUCCGGUAGGUGUCGAUGUGCAGGUGGAGAGUUUGGACAGUAUAUCAGAGGUUGACAUGGACUUCACCAUGACCCUGUAUCUGAGACACUACUGGAAGGAUGAGCGCCUGUCUUUCCCCAGCUCCACCAAUAAGAGCAUGACAUUCGACGGGCGCUUGGUGAAGAAGAUCUGGGUGCCUGAUGUGUUUUUCGUCCACUCCAAGAGGUCUUUCAUCCAUGACACCACCACUGAGAACAUCAUGCUGAGGGUUUUCCCUGACGGACAUGUUCUCUACAGCCUGAGGGUCACAGUGACUGCAGCCUGUAACAUGGACUUCAGUCGUUUUCCACUGGACUCCCAAACCUGUACUUUGGAGCUGGAAAGUUACGCUUACACGGAUGAGGACCUCAUGCUGUACUGGAAAAGCGGGGAUGAGUCCCUAAGCACGGACGACAGAAUCUCCCUCUCCCAGUUCCUCAUCCAGAAGUUUCACACUUCCUCUAGACUGGCUUUCUACAGCAGCACAGGCUGGUACAACCGUCUGUACAUCAACUUCACCCUGCGGCGCCACAUCUUCUUCUUCCUGCUCCAGACCUACUUUCCUGCCACCCUGAUGGUCAUGCUGUCCUGGGUGUCUUUCUGGAUCGAUAGACGGGCUGUACCUGCCAGAGUCUCAUUAGGUAUCACCACGGUGCUCACCAUGUCCACCAUCAUCACUGGAGUGAACGCGUCCAUGCCCAGAGUCUCCUACAUCAAAGCUGUGGACAUUUACCUCUGGGUCAGUUUUGUGUUUGUGUUCCUGUCGGUGUUGGAAUACGCCGCCGUGAACUACCUGACGACGGUGAGAGACGGGAAAGAUCGGAAGCUCAGGGAGAAGGCAAGAGAGCAGGCCCUGCCAUGUACCUGUGGCAUGUCCCACACCAGGACCAUGAUGCUGGAUGGGACCUACAGUGAGGCAGACACCAACAGCCUGGCAGGCUACACCCGGGCUCCCAUGGUGCCCGAGGACCCUCCAGAGAAGCAGGAGCGCAUGGUCGUCCACCUCUCCCUGGACAGCGAGUCCACAGGAACCAAGAAGAAGAGAAGAGGUUUCCGGAUCAUCCAGAACACUCACGCUAUAGACACAUACUCGCGCAUGAUCUUCCCUGGCGCCUACAUUAUCUUUAACUUAAUCUACUGGUCUGUGUACUGCUGAGAUCCCGUCUCAUCCAGAUAAACUACUGUUUUUGUUUGUUUUUAUGAACCCUGAGCUGAGCAGUCGGGGCUCUUGUACAGGAGGGGUUUUGAACACCAGCUUUCUGUACGGCAUAUUUUCAUACUCUGUGUCCCCACUGUACCACAUGACAUGCAGGUCCAUGCAACAGACUCUUUUAAUAUAAUCGUAAUUUUCUCUCCUAUAUUUUAUCAUAGUGAUACUGUCAAACCGGAAAGUAUGUGUCUACAUUGCAGACACUUUGUAAAUGUAAAUGUUGGAGCGGACUAUUUUAGAGUAAUUAAAGGCAUCCUUUAACAUGAGAAUCGGAUGAUUGCUAUAUUGAGCAUGUGGAUUGACCAUGUGGAUUGGAAGGAGAGUAUAAAUAUUCAUGGAAUACAAGGGUAGUUUGCUGUAAUAAUGUAUUGAACAGUGUUUCUAUUUGUUAUAAUCUAUCUGCUCUAGCAACCCACUCACAAAUGUGAAAUUACAUUAUGCACUAGGACAGUGCAUAAUGUAUAUACAAAAAAAUUUGCAGCAAAGGACUUGCAGCAGAACAAAAUUGUCUAACAUUUUCAAGAAUUAAUUUGUUUUUAUCUCAUAUUUAUUUAUAUAUAUUUAUUACUUUUAGUGCACUGAUAGAUAUGCCAUUUUACCUUAAGUUGGAAAGAGGAUGAAACCUGAUGGAACAUGUUUACUGUGACAGUUACUUGUCUGAAAAGAUGUGAUAAUCUAUUGGUAACAUCAUAAUGGCGGCAUUACCAAUGUGAAGUUUAUUGUGAUCUGAUGUUUUUUGGGACAGAUUGUGAUGCUGAGAAAGGGUUUUAAAGUCAUAAUAAAGCUUUAUCAGUAAUCUAACAAAUGUGAACAGCCUUAAAGUCAUCUGUGGUUUUAUACAGCCUAUGAGGGUGUAUAUUUUUAGUUUGUUGAUUUCUUGGAUUAUCUGACUGCUUAUUCUUUUGUAGUAUUUCUCGAUACAUCGUUCCAUUCAGACAGUAUUAGUGCAAAUUAUAAAUAAUGUAGUAGUUAGCCUCAAGCAUGUUCUGGAUUGAGCAGGUGAUGUCACUCUUUAGAAUGUGCAACGUUACUUCGUCACUGUUGCUGUGGUCUGCUCAUGUAAGCGUGUGGAAAUCAACUUAGUCAAACCACCUCAGAAAGACAUGCUAGCUGUACCAGCUUCCGAACCAACACAGACCAUUGUUGUUUCUUUACAAAAUGUUCAGAAUGUAUGCUUCUGAAGCAGAUUUUCAAAAUAAAAGCUUUUUUUAAAGCAUGUACUGUAUAAAUGUGUUUGAGAGUGAUUU